Molecule: messenger RNA, 714 nt
Organism: Lathyrus sativus (Indian pea)
Lineage: Eukaryota; Viridiplantae; Streptophyta; Magnoliopsida; Fabales; Fabaceae
Source: the annotation of a GenBank genome assembly
AUGGUUGCCCAGAACUUUGUAGUUGAUUUGAAUAAGGCCCUUGUUUUCCAGGUUGGUCAUCUUGGUGAAGCUUAUGAAGAGUGGGUUCAUCAGCCCAUUGUUAGCAAGGAAGGGCCCCGUUUCUUUCAAAAUGAGGUUCUAGAGUUCUUGACCCUCACAGUCUGGUGGGCAAUACCAGUCAUUUGGCUUCCGGUUGUAUGUUGGUUUGUAUAUAACUCUGUACAAAUGGGCCUCAGCUGUCCUCAUAUAGCUCUGAUGGUGGUUCUUGGCAUUUUUAUAUGGACAUUGCUCGAGUACACAUUGCACCGUUUUCUUUUCCACAUUAAAACAAAGACCUACUGGGGAAAUACCAUGCAUUAUCUUCUACAUGGCUGCCACCACAAACACCCCAUGGAUGGUUUGAGACUUGUUUUCCCCCCUGCUGCAACAGCUAUAUUGUUGUUCCCGUUCUGGAACACGGUGAAGCUCUUUUCCACCCCUUCAACUGCUCCUGCUUUAUUUGGAGGCGGCUUAUUGGGUUAUGUAAUAUAUGAUUGCACCCAUUAUUACUUGCAUCAUGGUCAGCCAAGGACUGAAGUUCCCCGUAAUCUCAAGAAGUACCACUUGAACCACCACUUUCGAAUCCAGGAUAAAGGCUUUGGGAUCACUUCAAAACUAUGGGAUAAAGUUUUUGGAACACUUCCUUCAUCAAAAGCGGAUGCCAAAAGUAUGUAA